Molecule: messenger RNA, 942 nt
Organism: Cavia porcellus (domestic guinea pig)
Lineage: Eukaryota; Metazoa; Chordata; Mammalia; Rodentia; Caviidae
Product: olfactory receptor 8B3-like
Exons: 1
Coding region: 10-942 (310 amino acids)
Biological process (GO): sensory perception of smell; G protein-coupled receptor signaling pathway
Cellular component (GO): membrane
Molecular function (GO): olfactory receptor activity; odorant binding; G protein-coupled receptor activity
Source: RefSeq, a predicted model, not a curated record
UGUGGAAGGAUGGACCCUGAGAACAGCUCUUCCGUGACUGAAUUUAUCCUUGUGGGAUUAACCAAGCAUCCAGAUCUCCAACUCCCCCUCUUCAUCCUGUUUCUAGUAAUGUAUGUGGCAACAGUGGUGGGAAAUGUGGGCUUAUCAACUCUAAUUGGGUUGAAUUCACGCCUUCAUAUCCCCAUGUAUUUUUUCCUCUUUAACUUGUCCUUCAUUGACCUCUGUUACUCUUCUGUGUUUUCACCCAAAAUGUUGGUGAAUUUCAUAGCAGAGAAAAAUUUUAUCUCUUAUAGAGGAUGUAUGACCCAGCUAUACUUUUUCAGUUUCUUUUCCAUUGCUGAGUGCUAUGUGUUGACAGCAAUGGCCUAUGACCGCUAUGUGGCCAUCUGUAACCCACUUCUGUAUAACACGGCCAUGUCCCCCAGAGUGUGUCUCAGCCUUCUGCUUGGCUCCUAUCUGAUGGCGUUUUCUGGUGCCAUGGCCCACACGGGAUGCAUGCUGAGGCUGACCUUCUGUGAUGCAAACACCAUCAACCAUUAUUUCUGUGACAUCCUCCCUGUGAUGCAGCUCUCCUGCACCAGCACCUACAUCAAUGAGUUGGAAGUUCUCAUUGUGGUGGGGAUCAACAUCAUUGUGCCCAGUGUCACCAUCUUUGUCUCUUAUGGUUUCAUCCUUCACAGCAUUUUCCAUAUCAUCUCUUCCAAGGGCAGGUCUAAAACCCUCAGCACCUGCAGCUCCCACAUAAUCACUGUUGCUCUGUUCUUUGGGUCGGGUGCAUUUAUGUACCUUAAACCGUCCUCUACUGGAUCUAUGGAUCAGGGGAAAAUCUCCUCUGUGUUUUAUACCAACACAGUUCCUUUACUAAACCCUUUAAUUUACAGCUUGAGGAACAGUCAUGUUAAACUGGCCCUCAGAGAAACCCUGAACUGGAGACAGUUUUGA